Miscanthus lutarioriparius is the source of this 603-nucleotide messenger RNA. The record is from the annotation of a GenBank genome assembly. Lineage: Eukaryota; Viridiplantae; Streptophyta; Magnoliopsida; Poales; Poaceae.
AUGGCAAUACCACUACUCAAGAAGGAGGUCGAGGAAUCCAUGAAAGCAGUCGAAGGUGACCUGGCGACGUGGCGGACAUCCGUGGGGCAGCUCAUCUCCAUCUCCCUAGCGCCGCCGUGGCAUCCUCCUCCUUCCCCGCCUGCCACCCGGCUCCGGCGGCCUCGUGCUCCCCCCGGCAUGCCCCCACAAAGCACCACGGCCGCGAGCAGCAACUCUAGCACCACCGAUGCUCCUCCCACCACCUCCUCAGAAAGAGACUCACCCGCGUCGUCAUGGAUCUCGGAGGGGGGUCACCCGUGCCUCGAGGAGCGAGGACGCCCACGCCAUCAUUGGAUCUGGCCGUUUCCUGUGGAGGCAGCGCACUUCCUCGCUGGUACCAGGAUGCGUUGCCACUGCCACGGGAGGAGGCCAUGUGGAUGGAGCUGUGGGAGAAGGGGAAAGUUUACGCAUGGCUGUGGGGCCUUCCGGCGGCGGCGUAGCCGGAUCGGGAUGGGCGACGGCGGCGUAGAGACCGGUUCCACCGUGCGAACGAGCAAUGGGAGCGCCGGUGGGCCCGAUACGGAGGGAAUCGUGGGAGCGCCCGACGGUAAUUGUCGCAGGUGA